AUGGCUGGUCCGAAAUCUAAGAGCCUACUGUACGCGUGCUGCGCGCUGAUGCUCGUGGGCGUCGUUGGCGUCGUUGUGUGGAUUAGUGUGUUUUCUUCAAGAUCCAGGUGUCCGCACGGGAGUUUUUCCAAAGCUGCAGUUGCCGCAGACUCGGAGAUAUGCUCACAGAUUGGAAGAGACAUGCUGCAGAAAGGUGGCUCGGCGGUAGAUGGCGCCAUUGCUGCGCUUCUCUGCACCUCCCUGGUCAACCCGCAGAGCAUGGGCAUCGGAGGGGGGGCUAUAUUCACCGUGAUGGACAGCUCAGGUAAUGUGAAAAUCAUUGUCUCAAGGGAGACUGUUCCAAAGAUGGUCAAACCGGACCUGCUAAAAACUUGUCCUGAGAAAUUCCGAUUCCUAUCAGGUCCUGACUUUAUUGGGGUCCCGGGGGAAAUCCGAGGCUAUGAACUGGCUCACGCACUGUAUGGGAAGCUGCCAUGGGCCACUCUGUUCCAACCAACAAUCAAACUCGCCAGAGAAGGGCUACCAAUUACCCCAGUGACAGGAAAAUACAUCCCAUUGAUCAACAAGAAUUUUUCAUUAUAUAAACUGUUUUCAGAUGCAAAUGGGAAUCCACUGGAAACUGGUGACAUUGUCAAAUUUGAUAAAUUGGCUGAUACUUUAGAGGCAAUUGCGAACCAUGGUCCCAAGGCCUUUUACACUGGGAAGAUAGCAGAGGAUCUGAUCAGCGACAUACAGGAGGAAGGGGGAACACUGACGCUGCAGGAUUUGGCAUCAUUCAGUGCUUCACUAUAUGAUCCGUUGGUUUUUCCUUUUCAAGAAUUUGAAGUGUACGUCCCUCCACCACCUGCUGGGGGCGCUAUCCUUGCCCUGAUCCUCAACAUCCUGAAAGGUUAUAACUGGGAUGCCAAAGCUUUAACACUAGAGGAAAAGACUUUGGCCUAUCACCGAUAUAUUGAGGCUUUUAAGUUUGUCAAUGGACUAAAAAAACGCAUAGAAGAUCCUAACACUUCAAACAAAAUUGCCAGAACAGUUAUCCAGGACAGUUUUGCGGAUCACAUCAGGACUUUGAUUAGUAACAGGAUCCACGAAGACCAGUACUACAACUUGACCUCCUAUCUGGACUCUAUGGGGACAACACACAUGUCCAUUCUGGCCGAGGAUGGGUCUGCGGUCUCCAUCACCAGCACCAUCAACCACAUAUUUGGCUCACAAAUCCUCUCUACAAAAACUGGAAUCAUUCUCAACAAUCAGAUUGCAGAUUUCUGUGGAAAAACUGAAGAAAUCCAUGCAGGAGAGCGCCCCCCCUCCUCCGCCUCACCCGCUGUGCUCAAGUCCCAAUCAAGGACGCUGGUGAUUGGUGGGUCCGGGGGGACCAUGAUCACGACAGGUAUAGCCUCGACACUCAUGAAUGAACUCUGGUUUGGAAAGAGCCUUAAAGAAGCAAUAGAAUCACCAGUGGUUUUUAUCAACUCUGCAAAUCACCCACAGUUUGAGCGUGAAUUUGAUCAGAAAAUAAUUGAAGGCUUAAUUGCAUUUGGACACAAAUAUGAUCCACGAAUUUCAACAUUUUAUAAUGUGGUAAAUGCCGUGGAGAAGGAUGGUGACUGUAUCUGUGCUGUGUCUGAUGCCAGGAAAAUGGGAAAAGCAGCUGGAUACUGACUUGAAUAAAGAGUUUGAUUAUUGUAAAA
Messenger RNA from Periophthalmus magnuspinnatus, 1688 nucleotides. It is a transcript of the gene ggt5a, whose product is annotated as gamma-glutamyltransferase 5a. The transcript has 12 exons. Gene Ontology annotation, biological process: inflammatory response; leukotriene D4 biosynthetic process; glutathione catabolic process. Bases 1 to 1659 code for a protein of 552 amino acids. Lineage: Eukaryota; Metazoa; Chordata; Actinopteri; Gobiiformes; Gobiidae. The record is from RefSeq and is a predicted model, not a curated record. Gene Ontology annotation, molecular function: leukotriene-C(4) hydrolase activity; glutathione gamma-glutamate hydrolase. Gene Ontology annotation, cellular component: plasma membrane.